UUCAGGGCGAUCUGUAAGACGAAGACAAUGGCACGUUCACCGCAUGCCCAUGCCUCACAGUUCGACUUCUUCGUUCGUGUUUUGCGUGCAUUCUUAGGCUUGUCUUCGAUCUAGUUAAGGGGGCCUCGCCAAAGACUGACGAAAAUAUGGAAUUGGGUCCGUUUAGUACUGGAUAGAAAGGGGUACCUUCCCCAGUAAAUACUAUAGCUAUUUGACAUGCUCAGCAUGAGUCUUCAGUCAAUAUAGUAUUCAAUCCGAUGUUACUAUCAUACUUGCUACAUGAAAUAAAAAGUUGCCACGAGCUUACAGUGACGUCACAAUCGAGGUUGUCAAUCUUCCGUCAUGCCGCCUGGCUUAGAAUUGCUCUCAUCGCUAUGUAUACCCCAGGAAUUUUCGCGCUAUGAGAAACUGGACGACGCAGAAAUUAUACAGAGAUUACAGAGAUGGAAAAGUGACGCGUCCCAGGUCCUCUUUGAGCUCCAAACUCUACUCAGCCAACACGAUGAAAACCUUUCUCUGGAGGAUCAGGUUGACAUUGUCGCGUCGGUUGUACCUUUCGAAGGCGAGGAUCCAUGGGUAGUGCCAAAGUCGCGUGAAAUUUCGAUGGAUAUCCUGCAUCGUUUUCAUGAGCCGGAUGUGCGUUUGUUGAAGCGAAUCUUGACGCAUAACGUGAAACCCCUCUUCCUAUCGACUCCUCACCCGUCCUUGAACCUUUCUACCGGUCGUAAACUGCCUCGUCUUGCCGGGGGACCUAUGGCUUCCCAGGACUACUACGAGGAGCAAACAUGGAAAGAACAUCCCGAGACAGCGAGCCUUGUGUCGUUUGUAGUAAGGAAUAUCCGGAGCGAGGAUUACGAGGACUUAUGGCAUCUUGUCAUACCUUCGGUGAUGUCCCUCCUCGAUGACUAUGAAGCUCGCUACAAGAUCAAAGGGGUGCGAAUAGUGUCCGAAAUGUUGCAAAAAGUCCCAAAGACGCUCUUAAAGCGCACUGGAAUCGAUGGACUGAUAUUGUCGUCUCUAAACAAUUGCUUGGGGCACUUGAAAGAUCCAGAGUCUCCCGAACUUCUACGGGCCGCUAUUUCCGCGAACUUGUCAUUGAUAUUGCUCACUACCGAACAUGGGACCACACAACAGUUCGAUCAGCUGUGUGCAUUGCUGGGUGACGGCAUAAUCGGAACUGUUUGGUUAUACGCGUCUGACAGCUUUGAGGUGAUCUUGGCUACGGUUGAAGCACUUCCACCUCUGAUGAAGGCAUUAGACAUCGGCAUCGCACGUUAUCUCAAGGCUCUUGUCCCACAGCUUGUACACCCUCUUUACCCGAAUUCUGUGAGACCGACCCCCGUUGUAUUGCAGAAGCAUUCGUUGAUUGCUCUCGUGACUGUCAUUAACGAAUGUUCCCCGAGAAUCGGCGGAUGGAAAGGAACGAUCUUAGAUGGUGUUGGAAGAUGUUGGGUGGCGCUUCAAGAUGUUGAUCCCAGCAGAAAUGAUGAUGGUGCUUGUGAAGAGUUGAAGGAGCUGCUCCGUAGCACAUGCAAGCAGCUCGCUAAUGCGUGUCCUUCGGUCAUUCAGGAGUGAAUACAAACGGUUCCUCGCUGUUAAUCACGAGAUGUUUUUCGACCUCUUGAGCCCCGCUCUUCAAGGAUGAAUACAGGGCCUGAAGGGGGGUAAGUCUCCCCGGAGUGGGCUCCACGUAUGAUUUCAUGACGUUUAUAGCUAGACAAAGAAAGGGCUGUACAAUCACAUGGAAUAUCGUGGUACUACCAUCGCACACAUGUAUGCAACAUUGAAACUGUGUGGUGUGGUAUACGGAGCAAGCGAGAUCACCGAUCUUGGGGGAUCCGCUGACAAGAUUCAUCUUAGUAUGUACCUAAUUUAACGAGAGCCUUCUCGGUUGAGUGGUGUGAGAAAUACCAGCCAGAGAAAAGAAAUUAUGGGUAUUCCACAGGUCGGCG
Molecule: messenger RNA, 1952 nt
Organism: Desarmillaria tabescens
Lineage: Eukaryota; Fungi; Basidiomycota; Agaricomycetes; Agaricales; Physalacriaceae
Exons: 7
Coding region: 343-1575 (410 amino acids)
Cellular component (GO): nucleus; TTT Hsp90 cochaperone complex; cytosol
Source: RefSeq, a predicted model, not a curated record